Nerophis lumbriciformis (worm pipefish) is the source of this 5354-nucleotide messenger RNA. It is a transcript of the gene gdpd5a, whose product is annotated as glycerophosphodiester phosphodiesterase domain containing 5a. Gene Ontology annotation, cellular component: plasma membrane. Gene Ontology annotation, biological process: positive regulation of neuron differentiation; lipid metabolic process. Gene Ontology annotation, molecular function: glycerophosphodiester phosphodiesterase activity. The record is from RefSeq and is a predicted model, not a curated record. NCBI's taxonomy places the organism in Eukaryota, Metazoa, Chordata, Actinopteri, Syngnathiformes, Syngnathidae.
CGUGCAUCUGAACUCCUCCCACUCUGGAGGAUUAGUAAUCCACUUCUCUGCUGCCUCCAAAGCAACAACUACCUGGACUAACUAACUGGACUAAAAGCAAGAACAUUUUACAAAUCUUUCCGCGUUUUUGCUCAAUUUAAAUUAGUAACACUGAUGUUUGACAAUUUUUGCUCUGAGUUUGUGUGCUUUGAAAAAACGUCAUGUCGUCAUCGAACGAAAUAAUUAUUUAAAACGUUUAUUCUUGCCAGGAAGAAAAAAAGACUGUGUUAAGGGUUCCCAGGCCACUGUGGGAUGCUAACAGGCUGGUGCUACGUUGAGGCUAAAGGAGCAUGGUGAAACACCAACCCUUCCAGGUCUAUGAGAAGCAGGUGUUCGUGUCCUUUGUCACUGGGAUCUAUGGUUGCCGUUGGAAACGGUACCAGCGCUCUCAGGACGACAGCUCCAGGUGGGAAUGCUCGUGGUUUGCCAUACUGUGCUGCUCCUUUUUUCUGCUUCUCUUUUGGGCCUACUUCUGGUUGGUGGCUCAAAAUGACUUUAAUGAGUUCAACUGGUCUGUAUAUAACCGCUCUGGAGAAUGGAGGGACGAGACCAUCCCCAUACUGGCAUCCACCAUUGUGGGAUUCAGCUAUAUUUCAGUCUUGAUGAUCUUGGCACUUUUCCACAUAUCAUUGGGCCAACAGUUAAAUCUCUACUGGCUGCACAAGAUUGGAGUGCUGGCCACGCUGCUCACGACUAUCUCUGGUGUUGUCUCUGUUGAGGACAUAUGGGGCGAGGAGUGGGAUGUCCUGCUAGUGUCCCUGCAUUCCACAGCACCUUUCCUGCACAUUGGAGCGCUAACAACCAUCACAGCCCUCAGCUGGCUGGUAGCUGGAUAUGUGGUCCGCAGAGAAAGAUCCAAUUUCCAAAUGACGAUAUUAAUCAUCUACGCCAUCAUUCUCCUGGCCCUUUAUUUGGCACCGCUCUCAUUUUCCUGUCCCUGUAUAAUGGACAGCCCCAGCCUCAAACCUCGACCAGAUGUUAUUGGCCGACGAGGAGCACCAAUGCUGGCCCCAGAAAACACCAUGGUGUCCUUCAACAGAGCCCUCCAGCACGGAGCCAUCUCCCUGGAGGCUGACGUCACUCUCAGUGUGGACGGGGUUCCGUUUCUCAUGCGAGAUCACACCUUGAGACGAACCACGGACGUCAGGAGGGUCUUUCCAGACAGACAGCAUGACGACGCUUCGUCCUUCAACUGGACCGAUUUACGGUCCCUCAACGCAGGCCGGUGGUUUCUGGAGAGGGACCCCUACUGGACAGUAGAGACGUUGACCAGCAGGGAUCGGAGCAGAAUAGGCAACCAGACGGUUUGCAGUCUGUUGGAAAUGCUUCGUCUAGCAGUCAGAGCCAACAGCUCGGCGCUGCUUAAUGUCCGCAGACCCCCACCAGGACACCCCCGCUACCGGAGCUGGUUCAUGGACACGAUGUGGGCCGUGCAAAAAGCAGCAAUUUCCCAAAAGAGGGUGAGGACUGUGACGUGGACCCCAGACACAGACAGGGGGCGGGUUCGAGGCUUUCAGCAGACGACCAAUGAGAAGCUGUCGAUAUCUGAGAUCAGGCAAAGGGGCAUCACAAGCCUGACCCUUCACUACAGCAAGGCCAGUCACAAAGAUAUACAGGAAUAUCUGGCAAACAAUGUGAGUGUGACAAUCUACCCGGUGAACAAACCAUGGCUGUACUCACUCCUGUGGUGUAGCGGGGUGCCUUCUGUGUCCUCUGAUGCCCCCCAAGUCCUACGAAAGGUGCCUUACCCCAUCUGGCUCAUGAGUCAGAAAGCUUACAGCUUCAUCUGGAUCACAUCUGAUCUCGUCUCGCUGGCCGUGGUGAUCGGACUCUUCAGUUUUCAGAACUUUCAUAUGAUCAGGUGGAGGAUGAGCGCCAUGCACAACUGCAACCCUGAGCAGAUCAUGCUGAGCGCUGUGCCAAAUCGCUCCAGUCGGGACGUCAACAUCAUGAAGGAGAAGCUCAUCGUCUCAGAAUUCAACAAUGGGCUGAGCAGUACAGAGGAGCUGUCUCUGUAUCCCGAGGACCCUUUUGCAACAUACUCUCAUGAAGGCCUCAUUCGCUGAAUCCUCUUACUGUGCGAGAGGCAAAAACAUAGUGUGUAAAGGUCCAGGACUGUUGAUGGCCUUCUUUAAACAAUCACGCAGCACGCCUACAAAGAGAUCGUGCAGCGAGAGUUGUGGCUAGACAACUGGUGGCUGCUUCACCAUGACAUCAUGUCUAUGUCGACAUUCUGGCAGGGCCGGCCGUCAACCACUCAAUGAUAAUUUCUUUUAGGGCCACUACCAGUAGGGUGGGCACAUGACCAUGGCCUGGGCUUUUGUAAAGGUUUAAAGAUGUUAUUCUUUCAAUAAAUCUGUGAGUUAUAGAAGACCACGUCAGAUGAAAUAUGUUUUGCUAUCCAAGUUCAAUAAUAAGGUUGUUUAAAUCUAAUUAUGAAUGUGUAACAUUACCUACACCCCCUUGCAAAAAUGCCAAACAAAAAUUUCACUCUUCAAGUGGUGACUUGAAAGUGACCCCAAAAGGAAUACGUGCAUACUUGCCAACCCUCCCGGAUUUUCCGGUAGACUCCCGAAAUUCAGCGCCUCUCCCGAAAACCUCCCGGGACAAAUUUUCUCCCAAAAAUCUCCCGAAAUUCAGGCGGAGCUGGAGGCCACGCCCCCUCCAGGUCCAAGCGGACCUGAGUGACGUGUCGACAGCCUGUUUUCACGUCCGCUUUCCCACAAUAUAAACAGCGUGUCUGCCCAAUCACGUUAUAACUGUAGAAUGAUGGAGGGCGAGUUCUUAGUUUCUUAUGUGGGUUUAUUGUUAGGCAGUUUCAUUAACGUCCUCCCAGCGCGGUAACAACACACAACAACAGCAGUCACGUUUUCGUCUACCGUAAAGCAGUUCGUCUGCCGUAAACAGCAAUGUUGUGACACUCUUAAACAGGACAAUACUGCCAUCUAGUGUACAUGCAUAUGUGACAAUAACAUCUCGGGCUUUUAGAGAGUGCAGUGCACAACUGCGCACACAACAAGGAGACGAAGCAGAAUGCAUCAUCAGAGAGGGUGUUCAGCAUGGUUAGAAAAAUAGUGACAGAGAAUAGAACAAGGAUGGACAAUUCAACCCUUAACUCAACAAUGAGUAGAUGAGUGUUAUGUGUGUGUACGUGUGUAAAUAAAUGAACACUGAAAUUCAAGUAUUUCUUAUAUAUAUAUAUAUAUAUAUAUAUAUAUAUAACCACGCCCCCAACCACGCCCCCCCCCCCACCCCACCUUUCGAAAUCGGAGGUCUCAAGGUUGGCAAGUAUGAAUACGCGGUAGAAAAUGGAUGGAUGGAAGUGAAUAAUGAGUGGUUGUAUGAUUAUUAAAACUCAAAUUCUUGCUACUUUAUGUAACAUGUUUUGCAACUUCUUUCUUCUGAAUUUGGAAAUGUAGUCCUGGAACUUUUCUGGCAGACUUUGUUCCCCUGAUGAGCUGGUAGAAAGCAAAUAUAUGUUCCAAGGACUAAAAAUGUAUACGUCACAUAUACACAACAUUGAUGCACCAAUAAAAUUAUAGAAUUAUAAUUGUUUUAUGUUCUGUUUCUCUUUUCGUCUGACUUAUGUGUUAUUAUAUUGAUAAGUAUUAAAUGCUUAUGUAAACAUGUUUUGCAUAUUUUUCCUUUCCUGGAGGUAUUUGUGAUGAAUAGAAAACCAGUGAAGUUGGCACGUUGUGUAAAUCGUAAAUAAAAACAUAAUACAAUGAUUUUCAAAUCCUUUUCAACCUAUAUUCAAUUGAAUAGACUGCAAAGACAAGAUACUUAACGUUUGAACUGGUAAUUUUUGUUGUUUUUGCAAACAUUAGCUCAUUUGAAAUUUUAUGCCUGCAACAUGUAUCAAAAAAGCUUGCACAAGUGGCAAAAUAGACUGAGAAAGUUGAAGAAUGCUCAUCGAACACUUAUUUGGAACAUCCCACAGGUGAUCAGGCUAAUUGGGAACAGGUGGGUGCCAUGAUUGGGUAUUAAAGCAGCUUCCAUGAAAUGCUCAGUCGUUGACAAACAAGGAUGCGGCGAGGGUCACCACUUUGUGAACAAAUGCGUGAGCAAAUUGUCCAACAGUUUAAGAACAACAUUUCUCAACGAGCUAUUGCAAGGAAUUUAGGGAUUUCACCAUCUACGGUCCGCAAUAUCAUCAAAAGGUUCAGAGAAUCUGGAGAAAUCGCUGCACGUAAGCAGCAAGGCUGUGACCUUUGAUCCCUCAGGCGGUACUGCAUCAAAAACCGACAUCAGUGUGUAAGGGAUAUCACCACAUGGGCUCAGGAACACUUCAGAAAACCAUUGUCAGUAAUAACAGUUGGUCGCUACAUCUGUAAGUGCAAGUUAAAACUCUACUAUGCAAAGCGAAAGCCAUUUAUCAACAACACCCAGAAAUGCUGCCGGCUUCGCUGGGCCCAAGCUUAUCUAAGAUGAACUGAUGCAAAGUGGAAAAGUGUUCUGUGGUCUGACAAGUCCACAUUUCGAAUUGUUUUUGGAAACUGGACGUCGUGUCCUCCGGACCAAAGAGGAAAAGAACCAUCCGGACUGUUAUAGACGCAAAGUAUGGUAUGGGGGUGUAUUAGUGCCCAAGGCAUGUCUGUCAAGGCACCGUUAAUGCUGAAAGGUACAUACAGGUAUUGGAGCUACAUAUGUUGCCAUCCAAACAACAUCUUUUUCAUGGACGACCCUGCUUAUUUCAGCAAAACAAUGCCAAGCCACAUUCUGCACGUGUUACAACAGCGUGGCUUUGUAGUAAAAGAGUGCAGGUACUAGACUGGCCUGCCUGUAGUCUAGACCUGUCUCCCAUUGAAAAUGUGUGGCACAUUAUGAAGCAUAGAAAAUGACAACGGAGACCCCGGACCGUUGAACAACUUAAGCUGUACAUCAAGCAAGAAUGGGAAAUAAUUCCACCUGAAAAGCUUCAAAAAUGUGUCUCCUCAGUUCCCAAACAUUUACUGAGUGUUGUUAAAAGGAAAGGCCAUGUAACACAGUGGUAAAAAUGCCCCUGUGCCAACUUUUUUGCAAUGUAUUUCUGCCAUUAAAAUCUAAGGUAAUGAUUAUUUGAAAAAAAAAAUUAAGUUUCUCAGUUUGAACAUUAAAUAUCUUGUCUUUGCAGUCUAUUCAAUUGAAUAUAAGUUGAAAAGGAUUUGCAAAUCAUUGAAAUCUGUUUUUAUUUACGAUUUACACAACGUGCCAACUUCACUGGUUUAUGGUUUAUGUGAUGUUCGGGCGUUGUUUUCGUAUCGCAACAUAUUUCACGUGUUUGCCUUAUUGUUUUAUCAUUUAGAAGAAUGUUUUUUAGUAUGGUGACACUGGAA